AAAAAGAGCCAGAGGAGGGGGAGGCGCAUGUGGAGUAGAGAGAGAGAGAGAGAGAGAGAGAAUGCGGGACUCUUGGAAAAAGACGCAUCUACACUCGGUCCAUCACGGAGGCGUCCACACCGAGCACAGCGUGCGCAGGAUUACGCUAAAGUGAUGCUGAUGUCGGGAUCUCUGCUCUAGCGCUUCAACAGAGACUCUCCUCUUCCUCGUCGUAUUUAUUUGAGAACCUUUUAGGAGAAAGUGGUUCCCAACGCACUCCGGCUUCCUCGUAACUUGCGUGAAGGAAUCCGACGGCUUGGCACGUUGCUCCACUGCGGGGGGGGGAAAAGAGGAGAACGCGGCUGGAUCGGAAGGUAAGAAAAGAUCCAGCGGCAGCAUCCCAAAGACUUAAAAAACUGAUUCCCAUUCCUGUUUGGGAUGUGAGUGAAUUUCCCUCCGCGGCUGGAGAGCAGAGCGGCGUGUGUCUUUUUUCUCCUUUUGUGUAGUAUCCUAGUGCUGCAUUGCAGUUUCCAACUGUGAAAACGCCGAGAAAAGCCGCUGUCCCAAAUGUGACUGGAAUAAAAAGAACUUAUUAAUGGCAUUAUGAGCUGAUAAGCGUCCUCGUGACGGGAUAGCGCUCCCGUUUGCGCAAAGAAAGGACCGGUGAAGAGUAAAGUGGAUUAAUCAGCGGCUGAUAAAUUAGGUUUUUUUUUUUUUACUUCUUCGAAGCGGGAUGGAUUGUUUAAAAGCUUUGUGGCGCGGGCAGCGCAGUAAUGCAGCGGGAUUAUUGCAGAAGUUGAAAAAACACUAGCGAGUUAUAGGAAGAGAAUCGAGGAGAGGAAGCCCGCGCGCCGCCGAAGUGAACUACGGCGAGAGUGCGCGCGAGCUUUUUUCCCCGGACCUCCGUCCGCAGAGAGCGAUAGGGAGACGAACGGAUAAAUCAAAAACGCCCACGGUGCGAGGCGAGGCGAGGCGCACCGGAGCGCAGGACAGCAAUAAAGAAGAAUCGAGGCGCGACCCGGAGGCGAACCGAGCGGCGGGGAGGCGGACGGGUGGACGGAGGAGCCAUGCAGCGGCUUGGCGCAGUGCACUCCUCCGCGGCGAGGGCUCGCAGCCUCGUGGUCUUAGUGCUGCAGCUGCUGACUCAGCUGCCAGGUGCCGACUCAGCUCUCCGGUACCGGAUGGCGGAGGAGGGUCCGCCUGACGUCAAGAUCGGCAACGUGGCCGCCGACCUGGGCCUCACGGCGGGCACGGGCAGCGGGGACGUGACGUUCGCCCUGGAGAGCGGCUCGGAGUACUUCAAGAUCGACAACGUGACAGGCGAGCUGACGACGGGCCCGCGGCGCAUCGACAGGGAGAAGCUCCCGCAGUGCCAGAUGAUAUUUGACGAGAACGAGUGUUUCUUGGACUUUGAGGUGUCAGUAAUCGGGCCCCUGCAGAGCUGGGUGGACCUGUUUGAAGGCCGCGUGGUCAUAACAGACAUCAAUGAUAACACGCCCGCCUUCCCCUCACCUGUACUCCAGCUCUCAGUGGAGGAAAACCGCCCAAUAGGAACUCUUUACCUGCUGCCCACUGCAACGGAUAGGGAUUUCGGUCGGAACGGCAUCGACCGCUACGAGCUGAUCCAGGACGGCGGAGCUGGGUCGAGUUCGGCCAGACGCGCAGCAGGGGGGAACCCCAUCGCUAGUAGGGCCGACGGACUCGGGGACCGAAGGAGCAGAAGCGGAGAUAGCGGAGGACCCCGGAGCACUGUGUUUGAACUGCAAGUCGCUGACAUUCCGGACGGCGAGAAGCAACCGCAGCUCAUUGUGAAGGGCACGUUGGAUCGCGAGCAGAAAGACUCGUACGAGCUCAUCCUCCGGGUUAGAGACGGAGGGAACCCCCCACGCUCCUCCCAGGCCCUGCUCCGUGUGUCCAUAACCGACGUGAAUGACAACAGCCCACAGUUUGAGAGGUCCACGUACGAGGCAGAAAUGGCAGAAAAUGCUCCUCCGGGGACACCCGUCCUCCAGGUCCGGGCCUCGGACCGUGACAUUGGAGUCAACGGGCAGGUGGAGUACGUGCUCGGCGUCGCCACCGAGUCGGUGAGGCGGCUCCUGAGGCUGGACGAGGCCACCGGAUGGCUCAGCGUCCUCCACAGGAUCGACAGGGAAGACGUGGCUCAACUCAGGUUCACCGUGAUGGCCAGGGACAGGGGCCAACCCCCUCGCACGGACAGAACCACCGUCAUCCUGUCCGUCCGGGACGAGAACGAUAACGUUCCGGUGGUCGAGAUCAGAAAGAUCGGACGGAUCCCCGUGCGAGACGGUGCGGCGUUGGUACCGGAGAACGUCCUGGUGGACACGCCGGUGGCUCUGGUACAAGUGUCCGACCGCGAUCAAGGGGAGAACGGGGCGGUGACCUGCACGGUGGUCGGAGAUGUCCCGUUCACCCUGAAGCCAGCCGGCGAGACGGUCCUCCCACCCCUACCUGCAGAUGAAGCCUUUGAUAGGAACAAGAAAAAAUACUUCUUGCACACUUCAGCCCUGCUGGACUAUGAGGCCACCAAAGAGUACAGUGUUACCAUUGUGGCAGUAGAUUCUGGAAGCCCCAGCCUGUCCAGUAACAGUUCACUGAUGGUGCGAGUGGUAGAUAUUAAUGACCAUGCCCCGACCUUUGCCCAGAGCGUUGUAGAGGUCCACUUUGCUGAGAACAACUCACCUGGUGAAAGGGUCGUCACCGUCGUGGCCACAGAUGCAGAUAGCGGAAAGAAUGCAGAGAUCGCCUACUCUCUGGACACCGCUGCUAAUGGGCCGUUUUACAUAGAUGCAGAUAACGGAGAUAUCCGCGCCACUGGUGUUCUGGACCGUGAGCUGCGGGAGAGGUACGAACUCCGGGUUAUUGCCAAGGACAAGGGCACGCCGGCUCUGCAAGGCUCUGCCACUGUGGUUGUUCAGGUGACCGACCGCAACGACAACGCUCCGAAGUUCGUCCAGGAAAUCUUCACAUUCUACGUGAAGGAGAACCUGCUCGCCAACAGUCCGGUCGGCAUGGUCACCGUGACCGACGCCGACGAAGGCGAAAACGCCGAACUGAGUCUAUUUGUAGAUAUGGAUGUAGCCGAUGAGAAGAAGGCGGAGGGAGAGGACGGCGCGAAGGAGCGAGGCGACGAGGUGUUUUCGAUUGAGAACAACACUGGAACUAUCUUCUCCUCUGCAUCGUUUGACCGCGAACGCCUUUCCACCUACACCUUCCGCGUGCGGGCCGUGGACGGAGGGGAGCCUCGCAAAACGGCCACGGCCACCGUCUCGCUCUUCGUGACAGACGAGAACGACAACGCCCCCUCCAUCACCUCCCCGGCCAACGAGUCCUACACCCUCCUUCCACCCGCCAGCAGCGCCCGCACCAUCGUCCGGACCGUCACGGCCACAGACUCGGACACGGGCCCAAACGCGGACCUGCGCUAUGCUCUAGUGGGGGGAAAUCCCUUCAGACUCUUCGAGAUCGGCCACACCAAUGGAGUGAUCACUCUGGCAGAACCCCUGGAGCGGCGCCACAGAGGGCUGCAUCGCCUAGUGGUCCGGGUCAAUGACAGCGGGGUGCCCUCGCUCUGCGCCACUGCCCUGGUUCACGUCUUCAUCAAUGACAGCCUGACCAACGCCACCCUUGUGGAUGCACAGGUGGCCCGAAGUCUGAUGGCGCCGCUGUCGCUGGACAUUGCCGGGGACCCGGACAGCGAGCGCGCAUUGGGGAAGCAGCGCCUCAGCGUCGCCAUUGGCGUCUUGGCCGGAGCCGCGGCCGUCAUCCUGGUGAUCCUGCUCGUGGUCACGGCCCGGCAGUGUGGCGCCCAGGGCAAGAACGGCUACGAGGCCGGUAAGAAGGAGCCGGAGGAGGACUUCUUCAGCCCCCAAGGGGCUCAGCCGCAGGCCGGCCGCGGCGGAGGCUCGGACCGCGGACGCAAGCCCCGGCGGGACAAGCGCAACGGAAUAGGCGGCGGCUCGGCCGCAGGCGGGGGGAAGUCCGACCGGUCCCUGUACAGCGGCAUAGUCACGGUCAACGGACUGCGUCGCCACGGCAACGACGACGACGAGGAGGACCUGAGCAGCGCCAGCGAGCGCCUCGCGGCCCGCUACUCCGCCAUGGACAACGACCCCGGCAGCCCGCGGAUGGGCGGCGGCAGGCGCCACCAGUCCAGCCCAGACCUGGCCCGGCACUACAAGUCCAGCUCGCCCCUCCCUGCGGUGAACCUGCAGCCCCACUCCCCCCCGGCCGAGGGCAAGAAGCACCAGGCGGUGCAGGAGCUGCCCCCCUCCAACACCUUCGUGGGCAGCGGCGGCUGCGUGGGGAGCACCGGCUCCAGCAGCAGCAGCAGCGGCGGCAGCGGCAAUGCGGACGCAAUGUCCCUGGGAUCGGACCAGUGCUCAGAGUACGGCUGCCAGACUGGGAACAAGUACAGCAAACAGGGGACCCUUCGCCGGGUGACCUUCUCCGUAGUCAGCCAGCCACAAGACGCCGGUUGUUAUGACAGCGGCCUGGAGGACUCGGAGACGCCGAGCAGCAAGAGUUCGUCGGGGCCGCGGCUCGGGGCCCUGCCGCUGCCCGAGGAAGGCUACGAGCGGACCACACCGGAGGGCAGCGUGGGGGAGGAGGAGCACGUGGAGAACGAUGCCAGGCAGCUGCCAGACGUGGCGCUGACGGGCAAAUGCACCCGGGAGUGCGACGAGUUCGGCCACUCCGACACCUGCUGGAUGCCCGUGCGCCCCUCCCCUCGCCAGCGCCAGCGCCACGGCAGCGAGCCCCCGCGGCUCUCCACCUUCGCGCCGGGCGACGACAACAACAACCUCCGCGGGAACGAGAGCGACAGCGAGAGCGCCGGCAGCGGCGGCAGCUCGGAGCCGGCGGCGGUCGUCGGCGGCGAGGCCCAGCGCCUGCCCCUGGUCAACGGGGACCCGCUGGGCACGCUGGGCGGCGGCGGCGGCGGCGACCGCAACCGCAACGUGGGCGACCACAACCGCAACCUGCUCAACCGCAAGAUGACGUCGGCGUCCUACGACACCUUCAGCAGCGCCGGGUUCGGGCGGCGCCAGCCGGAGGAGGAGGGCGGCGACGGGCAGAACCCGCCCGAGGUCAUACCGCUGACGCGGACGGGGGGCGACUACAAGACGGCGUCCUGCCUCACGCUGUCGCGCCGCGAGGUCUACCUGUGACGGCACGUCGUCGGUUUGGAGGCGCUUUUGAACCUGUGAAGAUGUGAAGCUGUCCGAGCGAAACUUUUGGAUUCUGACUAAUAUUUAUAAGCACUUAAACUUACACGAGUUAUAAAUCAUCUCUUUGAAGAGCUUUGGCCAUAAGUACUUUCUAAGAACGUCUCUUUUUUUAACUGUUAGUGAAAGGCCGUGGUCCUGGAGGGAACGUCUUCAUCUGCUUCUUUUUACCUGAACCCUACGCAUGUCUGGCCCUCGGACUCCGAGGGGCCUGUGUGAGGACGAUAGAGACAACGGAGACUUUGUAAAUGCUAUAACGCUAUAAACGCCUCAGUGCAUAUAAAAACUUUUACGGACUCAGCUCAUAAAACGCGUGAGGUCGCACCCAGUCAAAGUCGCUCAGAGGAACUAACGGGUCUUUGAUUGAGGCAUUUGGAUCUGAUUUAAACCAAUCAAACUUUUAUUGCCCAAUCAACUCUAUCCUAAACCAAGGCGGGGAUUUCAACCAGUGGGACUGGCAGUGUGAGCGCUGUACAGCUACUUAGCAGGAAAAAAAAAAUCAGGUCCAAAAACACAGAGGAGACGGAACAAACUGCAACAAUGUGAAAAGAACAGACUUUUUCUACAGGCUUCAAAAGUGAUCAUUCAGACACCAGGUUCUCAUGGAGUGUCAGUAGUGCCACAGUGUGAACACGUGUGUCUCUUCUUUUGCCUUCGCACCCAGUCUGUAUGUAUAUAUCGUGUGUGUAUUUGAUAAAACAGUGUUAUCGCUCUCCGCUUCGGAGUCGGCUGGGGUGCCGAGCUCACUACACACCUGCAGUAUCCUAACAGUGAUCAUGUAUCAUAAAUACUUCAUGCGCACACACACACACACACACACACACACACACACACACACACACACACCUUAGCAUGCAAACACACACUCAUAUGGUGCAUUUACGAUUGUGAACAUGCUUCAGGCCACAGUUUAUGACAUGAUCCAGUGGCUGUGUAACAUAGUAUAUAAUAAACUGCAUUAACGUUUAUACAGAACACACACGCGCGCGCGCACACACACACAGCCUAUUAAGGCUUAUGACACGUAGGAAGACACACUCAUAGUAAAGGUGUGCGCAGUGCACUGCUCAUGUGCAGUGUGUACGUGCUCUUAAUCAUCAUUUUAACAUAUUGCCUCUCAUUGAACUAGCUGUAGCAUUUUGCCUGCUGCCCUGCAGCCAGUAUUUAAACAUGAAACGUAUUUAAAUAAUUACUCAUCUCUCUGACUGACGUGUGGGGCUUUAUUAAAGGGAAUUUCAACGACAUCCACUGUAUGUAUUGAUAGACAAUGUGGACAUAUGAGAUAUUCUGCAUAUUGUAAGUAGGAUUCAUAGAAAAAAUGAAAUCUCUCAUUUCUGUAAAGGAAAAAAAGACAAGAAAAAAGAAAGAUAAUGCAAACUUCUUUUCUCUCUUUUUUAAACCACAUGCCUUUUUUGGAUACCACGCCUAUUUGGAUACAUCUGUACUAAAUGUGUGCGCUCAUGGGGGAGUGGAGAUAAUGACGGCAGCGAGGGAGUUAGCAUUAGUGGAUUAAGCCGCUCCUUCUUUGUGCUAACCUUGGGCCUCUCUCUGCAUCUCCGUGGCCCCGAGUCGUCACAAAGCUGUUUCGCAGGCCGCGAAAGACAGGAACGCAGUGCGGAGUUCGGCCGCGACCCGCUUCGCCCGCGCGGCGCCGACCCGUGCUGCCGUGCGCGCGGGACCUCGCGGAUGACGGGCUCCUUCACGUUCGUCCUUCCCAGCAGCCCCCACGCGGCUCCGCUGGGCCGGGGAGUGGGUGUGGAUCCAGGCCAGCACAUCUUAAUUCCCAUCAUCAGUGUGUGGUUCAGUGGUGUGAUAGGGAUAAUAGGGUUAGGUCGUCCCUGUGGUCUUAAUGAGUUUCCUUUCUCCUCUCUUCUCCUCCCUUGAUCUGCACUGAUCUCAUUAAUGUCUGGAUAGGCCAAAGUAACACUGCUGGAAAAUGCCAGUAAGCGUGCGUCUUUAUUUUAUUUUUUUUUCGGGCUGUUUUGGAUCAGAGGAGGCGAAAGGCGCACGCUUGUUAACGACGUGCUGCACUUCAGUUCUUAGCACCCAGUACAGCUCAGAGCUCUCAGGUAAGACAGGUGCGUCACCACGUGUGGCUUCUUGACUGGGCCUUCACCUGGUGGCGUGUUUUAGCAUUAACAGCUGAGAGAUGUGUGUGCGUGACUCCACUUUGUGCGCUUGCACCACCCUAACGUUACAACUCUGCAAACCCACCCCUUUAUUGUCCCGGGCCUCUGAUGCACCCACUCCCGAUGCCUUCAUUACCCCCACGCCCCCUAGAACACGGCUGUUUACUGAGCUUGCUUAGCAGCGGACUGUGGAGAUGCUGACACUGGUAAGGGACCAAUGAGACGCGAGGGGACGAGUCUCUGGAUCCCUUGGACGCCGGGGAGGUUGUGGAACCAACUAACCCGUUUGUUAAAGAGACUCUGGACGCAGCCCAGCGACGGACUUCACUCCAAACUGCUGUUUUAUGGUAGUUUCAUUAAAGCACCUUUCAACGCCCCGCCCCCCCCCCACCGCCUCCCCCACCCUCCCCUCCAACCAGAUUUAAGGGAACUUAACUGUGCAUGAAUCUGUGUGGAAGUGUAUCUUUUUUAUACUGUGCACGUUUAAAGAUGAAUAUGUUUCAGUCUACUGCAAAACAACGAGGGGAGACGGACAGAGAGGGAGCGUGACGUCUGGGAGUCAAUCAGCCGAUGUUUGGGACAUUUUUUAAAGCGGACACUUCCGCAGACAUCAUGUUCCUGUCAUCUCCCCCUUUAAGCUCUUAUCCUUAUAGCCAUGUACAGAUAAAACCGCUACGUAGAACAGGAAACUGGAAUCCAUAACAGACGAUGGCAUGCUUAACUUCAAAUCUGCACUCAAAAAAAAAAAAUGAGGGAAAAAAAAGAUGUUAUUUUUAUUUUCCUCUUCUUUGUUCCGCUUUCUUAUGGGGCCAGCUCUGUUUUCUUUUUGGCCACUCCCCUCCUGUAUUUACAUAAUGAACUAAUUGCAUUUGCUAUGACGAGGAGGAAGAGGAGCCGCCGACGAAUGGUAUGAGGAUGAAUCAUGUAAAAGUUUGACUUUGACAUUAAAAACUUCAAACACG
This is a messenger RNA of Betta splendens (Siamese fighting fish), 8313 nucleotides long. RefSeq names its product protocadherin 7a (gene pcdh7a). The record is from RefSeq and is a predicted model, not a curated record. Gene Ontology annotation, cellular component: plasma membrane. NCBI's taxonomy places the organism in Eukaryota, Metazoa, Chordata, Actinopteri, Anabantiformes, Osphronemidae. Bases 1047 to 5165 code for a protein of 1372 amino acids. Gene Ontology annotation, biological process: homophilic cell-cell adhesion. The transcript has 5 exons. Gene Ontology annotation, molecular function: calcium ion binding.